Molecule: messenger RNA, 348 nt
Organism: Strongylus vulgaris
Lineage: Eukaryota; Metazoa; Nematoda; Chromadorea; Rhabditida; Strongylidae
Source: the annotation of a GenBank genome assembly
AUGGCAGACCGAUCGCAGGAACUGCGUGCAGUUGAGGCAUUAAUACUUAGUAAAACAAGGAACACUAAAUCUGAGAUGUUCGAACACAUUGAUUUACUUUACGGGGAAGCUCAUGAUGAGGUAGACCCUGAUCUUGUGAUCUCCAAACAAAAGAACAAAAGAACAGAACUUCUGUUUCAGUUGUUUGCUGCAAUAGAUGAACUCACAUCUAUUCGCACCCAAAUCCGAGAAGCACAUGUCACUUUAGCUUCUCUCUUCGAUCUCGUCUCCUUUCUUCUACGACUAGAUGGAGCAGAGACAGCACUUGAUGGGAACUUUAUCACUGAUACAAGCCAGGUAAGCUAUUAA